UUGUGCUGUGCUGAUAUGGCAAGACUUGUACUGGUGAUUGGAAUGGAGUUGAGGGGGUUUCUCGGAAAGGAAUUAAGAAAAGAAGGCGUGUGGAUGGAUGGAAGUUUCAUUGAAGAGGAAUUUCCCCACAAGGCCCUGAUAAAUUGAUGAACCCCAUGGGAUGAGAUUUGAUACCCACUCAAUUGCGGUAGACGGGACUCAAUUGGGGGAAUGAGAUUGAUUCUCUCAAAGAUUCAACCAUCAUUUAUUAGCGCGCAUUAAUGGGAUAAACAAAUGAAUGCAGCCAUGAGCUUAUCAUUUGACCCUCAACAUCAUUUUCCUAAAAAUCCAAAAUCACAUGCAGUUCUCAUGGCCAAUAUCCCUAUUUAAACACCCCCCCAUCCUUCUCCCCCCCUCCACACAUUGCUUUCAAACAAACUACAUUCUAUUCUGUGCACUUUUCUCUUUGUCCUAUCCAGCUUUCAACUUGCUUCUUCAAUUGGAGAACAGUGUUCUCAUUGUUCUUUCUCCUCCCUAACCUACUAUAUUGCCUUGGUUGUUGAUUCUGUAAUACCUUCUACCCUCUUUUGUCAUAUAUCACCUUAGACCCUUUACUUUCUAAUGUGUUGCAGUAGUCUUCAUAUACCAACCAUGAUACAAAAUUUUGACCAGCAAGACUAUGUUUCUCGGUGCAUCUGGGUGAAUGGACCUGUAAUAGUAGGGGCAGGCCCUUCAGGUCUAGCCAUCAGUGCAGGCCUUAAAAAACAGGGUGUUCCAUUUGUAGUCCUGGAGAGAGCCAACUGCAUUGCCUCCCUUUGGAAAAACCACACUUAUGACCGCCUCAAGCUUCACCUGCCCAAACAAUUCUGUCAACUGCCUUACUUCCCAUUUCCAGACAACUUCCCAGAAUACCCCACCAAAGUCCAGUUCAUUGACUAUCUUGAAUCCUAUGCAAAACAUUUUGAAAUAACCCCGAGAUUCAAUGAGUCAGUGCAGUCUGCCAAGUAUGAUGAAACUUGUGGAUUAUGGCAGGUCAAGACCAUUUCAACAAGCGGUUCAAACUGGGGUGAAGUGGAGUACAUUUGCAGGUGGCUUGUGGUUGCCACAGGAGAGAAUGCAGAGAAGGUGGUUCCAGAAUUUGAAGGGCUGCAGGACUUUGGUGGGAGUGUCAUGCAUGCUUGUGACUACAAAUCUGGCGAGAGCUAUCAAGGAAAGCGUGUACUGGUAGUGGGUUGUGGAAAUUCUGGCAUGGAGGUCUCUCUGGACCUCUGCAACCACAAAGCAAUUCCAUCAAUGGUGGUUCGGAACUCGGUUCAUGUAUUACCAAGGGAAGUCCUGGGAAGAUCAACCUUUGAAUUAGCAGUUUUGAUGAUGAAAUGGCUCCCACUUUGGCUCGUUGAUAAGAUAUUGCUAAUUAUUGCAAGGCUCUUGUUGGGUAAUAUAGAAAAAUAUGGUCUGAGAAGGCCAUCAAUGGGUCCUUUAAAGCUCAAGAACACUCAAGGAAAGACCCCAGUUUUAGAUAUUGGUGCACUAGAGAGGAUUAGAUCUGGUGAGAUCAGGGUGGUCCCCGGAAUCAAAAGAUUUUCUCGUGGCAGAGUCGAGUUUGUUAAUGGCGAAAAUCUUGAGAUGGAUUGUGUUAUUCUGGCUACUGGGUAUUGCAGCAAUGUCCCUUCAUGGCUGAAGGAUAAUGAUUUCUUUUCCGAAGAUGGAUUGCCAAAGACUCCAUUCCCAAAUGGGUGGAAAGGCAAAGCUGGGCUUUAUGCAGUUGGGUUCACUAAGAGAGGCCUGUCUGGUGCAUCUAUGGAUGCAGCUAGAGUAGCAGAUGACAUUGGCAGAAUCUGGAAAACAAAGCAGAUAAAAUGCCUUAUGAGAUGCUUUUCACAUUUCUAAUACCAUGGGGGGGCAGACUCUCAACACUAGUAAAGAGUGUUCAUGAGCAUUUUGAUAUUUUUUCUUUUUUC
Messenger RNA from Vitis vinifera (wine grape), 1940 nucleotides. Its product is annotated as probable indole-3-pyruvate monooxygenase YUCCA3. Bases 601 to 1869 code for a protein of 422 amino acids. Gene Ontology annotation, molecular function: flavin adenine dinucleotide binding; N,N-dimethylaniline monooxygenase activity; NADP binding. Lineage: Eukaryota; Viridiplantae; Streptophyta; Magnoliopsida; Vitales; Vitaceae. The record is from RefSeq and is a predicted model, not a curated record. The transcript is spliced from 3 exons.